AUGGGUGUCAUUCGAGACAUUCUUAGCACCGCGCUGGGAUCUGACCAAGUCAAAAAUGGCUUCAACUCGCGUUUUUCCCCAUCGUCCGAUCAAUACUCGACGAACCAAUGCCAGUCGUCUUCUCUUCGUCAGAAUCUCCCCAAUCAAGUUGAUUAUAACAUGGGACGAGAUAUGAGAAUGCAGACCCAGAGUCCAAACUAUGCUUCGUCCCGGAACCCUAUUUAUGACCGCCAGUACUACAGCAGACAAGAUAACGAGGAGGACCACAAUUAUGAUCAUAUCUUCGGUGCAGUACCACCGUACUCAGAGUCCACCAAAUAUCAAUCAUCUACGGAGGAUCAAGGUGCUUCUGGCGUGAGGCGGAAGUAUAAUAGUAAUGGGGGUAGCACUUGCCACGGCCAAGUUCAUUCGCGCCGUACGAAAUCUCGACCACUGGCUUUGCCUCAGAUCGACUACGGAGAUGGACAACCUUUCCUUCGUGGAUAUAGUCAGGAGCUAGGACAAUCUGGGAUCUCUUUUGAAGAUUUUAUGCAAGCUUUGGACGCGAUCAACGUCGCUAUCAUCCCGAAUCCAGAGGCAGCAAUAUUUCAGAAGGGAGCUAACAUUGCAGGGUGGUUUUUGCCUGGGGCUGCCUCGAUUGGUCUCACGAUAGGCCAGAUUGGUGUUGGACUCGGCACAGCAAUGGGCCAUUCAUCUACGGUUGCUAAAGCUCUAUCAAAGGCUAAUAUGGAAAUUUUUGUACCAAAUGGUCUUGAAAUAUGUAUCGCUAGAACAAAAGACGUCGACGCUGAGGUCGGCAUCGCACCCUCUGAAUCAAGGGGAAUAGUAAGUUUGUCACCAGACGAGAGAGUGGCGUGGUACGGUGACCUCCUCGCUCCUCUCACCAUUGUACUACCACCGCUGCAAGAUAGCGGCCGUCAAGAUGCUAUCGCAGCAUUGGGCCAGAGAUUUGGUGACAAGAGUACGGAAAAGAAGGUACGCAAAGCCCAGAAAAAACUGGAGAAGGGAGAUACCAAGCAAUUCGCAUCUCUAGAAGGAGAUCUGAAAUGGACCAACCUCUCCUUCUGCGAUGGCUCACUGGCAGAGAGUAUUGCAAGAGAGUGA
This is a messenger RNA of Talaromyces amestolkiae, 1104 nucleotides long. RefSeq lists its product as uncharacterized. The record is from RefSeq and is a predicted model, not a curated record. The transcript has 4 exons. NCBI's taxonomy places the organism in Eukaryota, Fungi, Ascomycota, Eurotiomycetes, Eurotiales, Trichocomaceae. The coding region runs from base 1 to 1104 and encodes 367 amino acids.